Messenger RNA from Acanthaster planci (crown-of-thorns starfish), 3402 nucleotides. RefSeq names its product rho-related protein racA-like. Gene Ontology annotation, molecular function: GTPase activity; protein binding; GTP binding. The record is from RefSeq and is a predicted model, not a curated record. Lineage: Eukaryota; Metazoa; Echinodermata; Asteroidea; Valvatida; Acanthasteridae. Gene Ontology annotation, biological process: small GTPase-mediated signal transduction.
CACAAACCAGAUACCGCAAAAGUUUAGGGCACUGCAGACACGGCAUGAACUGCUCCCGCGCACUUGAAGGCCUCGGCCUACUACUGCUUACCUAGAAAAUUUCCAUCAUCAAUAUGGUAGCAAGUGUUGAAAGUGAGAUCACUUGUGUGUGAUGAUCGACUGCAUGUACAUGUAUGUGUUCCAAGUGGUGCAAUGGUCGAUGAAGAGAAAGUGAAGAUUGUGUUGGUGGGUAAUGACCAUGUGGGCAAAACCUGCCUCUGUCUCGCUUACUGCAAAGACUACUUUCCCUACGUGUACAUCCCUAUAGUGUUUGAGGACUACGUGCAGGAUGUGGUGGUUGCUGGGAAGGCUUUUGCUGCUCGUCCUGUGGACACAUCAACCUUGGGAGAAGAUUAUGAUCAUCUGCGUCCUUUGAAAUAUCCAGGAACUGACGUAUUUCUGAUGUGUUUCUCAGUGGAGCGCCGGUCUUCCUUUGAACACAUUGAGUCAAGAUGGCUGCCAGAGAUCCGCCAAUACAUGCCCACAACUCCCAUCAUUCUUGUGGCCACAAAGAUAGAUCUUCGUGGGAGUCCCCAGCACAGUUGUGUUACAUUUGACGAAGGCUUUGAACUGGCCCAGAAACACAACUGGACCUACAUCGAGACGAGUGCCGUCCUUCACACCAGCAGGAAAGAGUGCCAUGAAAAAUAUGUGGCUCGUUGGGGUGAGCCUCCUACUUUGACGUACGAGAAAGUGGAUGUUUUCCACCUUUAUUUCUCUGUUCAGAGCAGGACGUCCCUGGCGAAUGUUGAAACGAGAUGGGUUCCUGAGAUCCGCCAUGCCAUGCCUGACAUUCCAAUCCUCCUGGUUGCAACAAACAUAGAUCCUCCUUGGAGUCCUCAUCGCACCCGUGUGGUAACAUAUGAGGAGGGCUUGAAGAUGGCUCAGAAACUUAACUUGGAAUACACGGAGAUGACAGGGCAGCUGAACUUGAACCUGAAUGAAUGCUUUGAGAAAGCAGUUUACAUUGCUGAUGAAGGAAGGACUCCAAAGAAGAAAAAAGGUUUCUUUGGUUUCAGGAGGAGAAAGCCCAAGCCCAGCCCACCAUCUGAACCUGAAGUACCCCCAGUAGAUGAAGCCCCUCGGAUUGAAAUCCAAACCUCAACCAUCGCAGACAACUUUGGCAAGGCAUUGGAGCAGCCAGCUUUCUCUGACGUCGUCUUCAUCGUUGGAGGGAAGAGCAUCUUGGCCCACAAAGUGGUGCUGUGUAGUGCCUCCAACUUCUUCUGUCAUGUGUUUGGCCUGGAUCUACCUCAGCAUAAAGCCAGCAAUUCUCCCGUCUUGAACUUUACCUGGGAGAAUAUCAACAAGGGCAAGAUUACCGGUUUAGCUGGUAUCCUUGAUGAAGUGACCCCAGAUGGCAGUCUGCUUGAGAAAGCAAAGACCCAGGUGACGAUCAGUGCAGACAUCUCUUACAAGACCUUCUACCAUGUCUUGGAGUUUCUGUACACAGGCCUUCCUAGCCUCACAGACGAGACCAGCACAGAGGACCUCGUGGCUUUACAGAAAGCAUCCAAUACAUUCUCCUUGCCUAUGCUGGACAGCAUCGCCAAGAACCUACAGAAUGAUGGAAAGUUCCUGAAUCCUAGCAUUGGAACCUACCUGAAUGAUCAGACAGGACAGAGGGCCAAGUGGUUGUUCCUGAACAAACAGACACUGUCUGAUAUCCGAUUCAAAGUUGAAGACACACUAGUCUAUGCUCACAAGGUGAUGCUGACAUGUCGCUGUGGGUUUAUGAAUGGAAUGUUCACCGGAGACUUCACUGAAAGCAGCCAAGAUGAGAUUAGAAUUGAAGACGUGAGUCUGGAGUGUUUCUUGGCCCUCCUGGAGUACCUGUACACUGACCACGCCCCUAUAGAGGAGGGUGAUGCUGUGGGGAUCCUUGUAGCUGCUGAUCGGUAUGGCCAAGAUCGACUGAGAAAUCUCUGUGAGCUGUACAUCACCAAGGGGGUAGAUGUGACAGAGGAACAUGUGGAUGUCAUUGGACUGUUGCAUACAGCCCAGAUGUGCAAUGCCAGUCAGCUUGCCCAGUGGUGCCUUGAUCUCAUUUCCCGUAACUUUGUGGCCUUCCAGCAGCGGGCGGAGUUUAAGAAGCUGGAGGGGGAGAACCUGAAAUAUGUCACCGAGAACCGCUGGCCUCCUGUGAGCUACCUGGAGGAGCUGGAGAAAUACAAGGCUCAAUGCGGGGAGAAAGGGGACAGAGUAUGAAGAAGGGAAAGUGGCUUAUUUUGUUUGAUGCACAGUCUGGAAAUAAAUUUUGCUUCUUGUUGUGUAUGUAACAAAUUUAGUCUGUAUUGCCUAAAAGCUAGUUUUCUUGAAACAAAUCAUUUAAUAAUUAACAUAUAUAAAUUUUUUAUACUGUUAUGCACGUGUUAUUUUACAAUUUUAACAAACACUUGUCAUAUUUUGAAACUUUGAUAUUCAUUACCCUCUGGAAAACUAUGGUUAGAAACGAUCCAUUUGUUUUAAUAUUAGAAAUGCAAUGACCUUGUGUCCUUUUAUGAAUGGCCAUGCUGAUGUGGGAAGCGAGGGUUUACAUACAUGUGAUGCAUGACAUUAGUCUUACAGUAUUAACCAGACGAGAGGGCAUAAUAUUUAUGUUCGUGAAAAAGGACGUGUAUGAAUACCCUCCAAAUGUAGUUGACAAUAUUUCCUUUUCUUGUGAAAAAAAGUUUAGCAUUAUGAAUCAUGUGAGCUACGGCGUAUUUUAGAACAGAAUGUAAUGCCUUGAUUGUGUGAACCAUCUUACAGUAAUUGUAAUGUCGGACUCUGUAAGGAUUUGCAAAAUGCAGUGCAAUACAGUGUAUGAAGUACAAUGUGGGAAAAAUGUAAGGCCUUACAGCCGGAGAUGACACAGUGAGUUCAUCCACAUGAAACUAAUGCACGGGACCAUUGGUGCAUGUGUUAUUUGCAGUCAUGGUCAAGUCAUUUUGACAGAGCCUAAGAAUGAUUACCGAACGGAAUGCCGCUACAUGCUGCACAGCCUGGCGUUUUCCAUUAAUUCCUACACAAUGUGAAACCAGUCAGCAGGCUAAUUACAUACGUGUACUUUUCACGCUGUCAUCAGGUCUUGUGCCAGGUCUUUGUUCUCAACUGAUGUCUCGGUCUUUGCCUUUUUCGAAACUGGCUUAUUGUUAAAAAAAUUCUAACAGUAGAAUCACCCUUCCUUCAAAGGAAGGUUUAGUACUAUUUUUAAGUGCUUGUUCUUUAAUUUCCCUAUUCCUAUUUGUUAAAAUCAAAAAAAUUAGGAACAAGGACGGGGGGUGAGAUUAAGUACUGCCCCUCCCCCAACCGCUGGAUAUCUAUUGCAUAUUGGUGCUGAAAAUGAUGUAUUUAAUAAAGGAUUACAUGUAUGUUAAUGAA